AUGGGACGAGGCGGGCGCCGCGGGCCCACGGUCCGCCACGGUGCCGCCCUCGCGUCUGUGGGCACUCUGGGCGAGGCCGCCGAGCUCAUGCUGCUCCUGCAGGCCAAGGAGCAGUCGGCGGAGGCGCAGCGCCUCGUCGGCUGUGGCGCUGAGCUCGUCGCCGCCCUGGGCCGCAGCACCUUGGCGAAAGGGCUGGAGAAGCUCAGGGACCAGGGGAGGAGGCCUCCACCGCACCUCGAGCGAGCCUGGCGGGGCAUUGACACUGCCGCGAGCCUGCUUCGCCACCCGGGCAUGGGCGAUGAAGCCCUCGACCAGGCGCGGGCGCGGCUCAGUGCUGGCGGAGAGGCCCACGGGAUGUCCAAGCUCGUGCACGAGGAGGCGGACUCCAGCGCGCAGGGGCCCAGGGAGAAUGAGAGCACGCUCAAGCAGAAGUCUUCCUGGCAGGAGCUGCUGGGCGAGAAGAUGCUGGAGCUGGAGGCGGCAAAGGCGGAGCACAAGCAGUCCAUCGAGCAGAAGGAGACCGAGCUGUUGGAGGCAAUGCGGAUCAAGGCCCAGCUGGUGGCCCAGAACGCGGAGCUCCUGAUGCAGCUUAGCCAGCAGUACCAGGAAAUGCACGUCCUUGGGGAGAUGCUGGACGACUCCAAGCAGCGGGCCAAACAGAUGGAGACCGAGACGCGCGACCUCGCCAACGUGAUCGAUGAGCAGGGCAAGCAGAUAGAGGAGCGCGAGGAGGCCUUGGACAACUUGCACAUGCUCGCCCCGCUCGUGGAGGUCCCUGCCUUCCCCGCUCUGGGCCUCUUGCACAAGAAGGGCGAGAUCGACGGCGGGGAGGGCCAGUCGCGCAACGUCGAGCAGCAGAACGACGGCGACGCCCAGUGGACCGAGGGCCACACGCGGAGCUUCGCGGAGGGCCAGGGCAGAAAGCUAUACUUAGAGGAGGCAGAGGAGAGCAUCGAGGACGGCCAGGUGCGCACCGUGGACGCGUACUUGCAGGUGGCCCUCGGCAGCCAGCAGAGCAUCGCGGAGUGCCAGGGCUGUCCCCAGUGCGCCCACGAGACGGAACAGAGCGACGGCGACGCGCAGACGGUCCAUGCGCGGUGGGGGGCCGCGCAAACAACCCCCAGCUGGCGCGCGCCGAGGCGCGCGACAAAGUGGCAGCCCAAGACGGAUGGGGCUCAGCACGAGUUCGCAGGGCAGCAGAAGUGGGAGACCCACGCCGAGGGGGAGCAGAAGGCGGAGGGCUCGAAGCGCAAGCAGUGGCCCAGUAGGGGCAAGCCAGAGUGGCUGCUGCUCAAGGGCGCUGAGAAGGCGCAGGCCGCGAACGCGAUGGAGAUCCCGCGGAGCCGCGGCCAGAGACGGCGGAGGCGGUAG
Molecule: messenger RNA, 1371 nt
Organism: Prorocentrum cordatum
Lineage: Eukaryota; Dinophyceae; Prorocentrales; Prorocentraceae
Source: the annotation of a GenBank genome assembly